This is a messenger RNA of Frankliniella occidentalis (western flower thrips), 1435 nucleotides long. RefSeq names its product glucoside xylosyltransferase 1 (gene shams). Bases 11 to 1156 code for a protein of 381 amino acids. The transcript has 8 exons. Gene Ontology annotation, molecular function: UDP-xylosyltransferase activity. The record is from RefSeq and is a predicted model, not a curated record. Gene Ontology annotation, biological process: protein O-linked glycosylation via N-acetylgalactosamine. NCBI's taxonomy places the organism in Eukaryota, Metazoa, Arthropoda, Insecta, Thysanoptera, Thripidae.
UGCUGCAAAUAUGUCAUUUAGUUCAAAUGCCAACGUUUUAUUUUUAUGUAUCGUUGUGUCGUCAGCUCUUUUCUAUUAUCUUGGGCUAUCAUUAUUUUCAUCCACCAUAGCUAAAGUCAGUCAUUCCCAUUUAAAAAAUGAAAUACCAAACCACAAUAUAAGUUUUAAUAAAAAUGAAAUCAAAAGUACACAUAGAUCUGAGACAAUAUCAGAAAUUGCUGUUGCGGUUGUUGCCUGUGGAGACCGUUUGGAUGAGACUCUGACCAUGCUCAAGUCUGCCCUCAUAUUUACUGAAUGGUGGCAGCCACUGAGAUUUAUUAUAUUUUCUGAUGAAAAUUUAACUUCAAGUUUCAAAGAAAAGCUUACUGAAUGGAAAUCACUGACAAAUAAUUCAUUGGAAUUUGAACUGCAUCCAAUUACAUUUCCACAAAAAGGCAAGGCUGAAGAAUGGAGGAAACUGUUCAAGCCGUGUGCUUCACAACGACUCUUUUUGCCUGGAAUUUUGAGCAAAACAGACUCUAUUUUAUAUGUUGAUACUGAUACAUUAUUCCUAUCUCCUCUUAAAAAUAUAUGGAAUCACUUUAGCGCAAUGAACACAUCUCAGAUGGCAGCCCUUGCAUUUGAACAUGAAGACCCUAACACAGGGUGGUACAACAGAUUUGCCCACCAUCCAUUUUAUGGGCCAUAUGGCGUCAAUUCUGGUGUCAUGCUUAUGAAUCUCACAAGGAUGCGUGAAUUUCAUUGGGAGGAUUAUGUCAUUCCAGUUUACAAAGAAUUUAAGCUAAAAAUUACCUGGGGUGACCAGGAUAUAAUCAACAUAAUUUUCCACUACUACCCUCAUAAGCUGUACAUUUACCCUUGCAGAUUUAAUUAUAGAUCUGAUCAUUGUAUGUAUAUGAGUGUAUGUUCAAGUGCAGAAAAAGAAGGUGUCGCUGUUCUGCAUGGUUCCCGUGGAACAUUUCAUUCAGAAAAGCAGCCUGCAUUUAGGGCUGUAUACCGUGCUUUUGAAGAGUAUCAAUUAGGCACAGACCUGAUCCAGCAUCUGUUAAAGCCCAUCAAAGCAUAUUUAGAAGAAACAGUACAUACACACUGUGGACAGAUCCAUUCCAUUUUUACCAAAGCUAUGGACAAAUACCUUCCUCAAAUUACUUCAUGAACUAAACAUGGAAACACUUCAAAUGGCUGUGUGCCAUUCUUAGAUGAACCAUCUGCUCGCUUAUUAUGAUAUGUUGGAGUGUGAUCAAUUCUUUUUCCUCUGAAGUUGAUUGCAAAUGGAAGCAAGGAUGGCUGUCUCAAGUGAAUUCCACGGGCAUAUGGAGUCCACACUUUAAAACACAUUUCCAUAUAUUCAGCUGCAGAGAUGGAAACCCAACCUGUAGAUAAUUAAAACAGAAAAUGUAUUAUAUUUUUACAUUAAAACUUCUAUAUUACCGUA